GGAGGCUUGGCGGGCUCAACCUAAUGAGCCUCUAUGUAAGUCACAGACACAGAGGGUUGGAGAGCACAGAGUGAUUUUUACCUCCUACAGGAGUAAAAUUACAUCCAUAUUCGACCUUGGAAAAGAUCUCUUCAGUUUUUUCAGUUGCUCAAGAAGGUCAGAGGCCUGCUUCCUUGGGAACACUAAGGGGGACAGUAUUUUUCACUCAGCUGAGUUGCUUGGAUGUUUCCUUGGCCUUUGCAGUCAUGACUGAAAUACUCCUUGUUUCGCAUGGAAGACCUCAUUUGGAAUAGAGGUGACUGAAAGACAAUUGAAUAGCCCUGGAGGAAAAGAAAGGAGGAGAAAUGGCUUAAGUGUGUAAGAUGACAAAGGCUGCUCAGUAUUAAACCGGGACUAAAACAAGAAUAUUAAGAUAAACACCCGGAACCACAAUAUUAAGGAAAUCAAAGUAUUCUGCUGCACUACAGUAGUAAAGUCACCACUUUGCCUUGUUGGAGGAAACUGGGGACAUAGGAUCUUAGCCAAAUAUUCAAAAUGGUAAUGCAAAGGUAUCUCCUAACCUAUAUUGGAGUGGUGCUCACUUUAAACCUUCUUCACUUCAUCAAAGCCAUUGAAGUCCCACGGGAUCCAAGUAUUCAAGAAUCAUUACAUCAGCCCCCCACAAUUACAAAGCAGUCUGUGAAGAAUUAUAUUGUUGACCCAAGAGAUAACAUAUUCAUUGAAUGUGAAGCAAAAGGCAACCCCAUUCCUACAUUUUCAUGGACACGCAAUGGGAAGUUCUUCAAUGUUGCAAAGGACCCAAGAGUAAGCAUGAGACAUUGGUCAGGUACGCUGGCUGUUGACUUCCGCAGUGGUGGUAGGCCAGAGGACUAUGAAGGGGAAUAUCAGUGUUUCGCCCGGAAUGAUUUUGGGACAGCCAUCUCCAAUAAAAUAUUCCUACAGGUUUCGAAGUCUCCUUUGUGGCCAAAGGAAAACUUGGACAUUCAAGAGGUUCAUGAAGGUGCUCAGCUUAUCUUGGCAUGCAAUCCUCCUCCUGGACUGCCACCACCUGCUAUCUUCUGGAUGAGCAGCUCCAUGGAGCCAAUCCACCAAGACAAGCGUGUCUCCCAAGGACAAAAUGGUGACUUGUAUUUCUCCAAUGUGCUGCAAGAGGAUGCCCAGACUGACUACAGCUGCAAUGCUCGUUUUGCCUUCACCCACACUAUCCAGCAGAAAAAUCCUUACACCCUCAAGGUCCUGACCAAGCAUCCCCAUAAUGAAACGUCCUUUCGAAAUCACACUGACAUAUACAGUGCCCGAGGUAUCACAGAAAGGCACCCCAGCUUCAUGUACCCCAUUGGGACCUUAAGCAGUCAGAUGGUGCUGAGAGGGGAGGACCUCUUGCUGGAAUGCAUUGCCUCAGGAGUCCCAACACCAGACAUUGUGUGGCACAAAAAAGGAGGUGAUCUCCCAGCAGGCAGGACCAAACUGGAGAACUUCAAUAAGGCUCUUCAUAUUGCCAAUGUUUCUGAGGAAGAUUCUGGAGAAUACUUCUGUUUAGCUUCCAACAAAGUGGGCAUUAGCCGCCACACGAUCUCGGUGAGAGUGAAGGCUGCUCCUUUCUGGUUGGAUGAACCAGAGAACCUAAUUUUGGCUCCUGGUGAAGAUGGGAGACUGGUUUGCCGAGCCAAUGGUAACCCCAAGCCUUUAAUCCAGUGGCUGGUGAAUGGAGAACCUAUUGAAAGUUCUGCUCCCAAUCCAAGUCGUGAAGUAACUGGAGACACUGUUAUGUUUCGAGACAUCCAAAGUGGCAGUAGUGCUGUGUAUCAGUGCAACGCUUCCAAUGAGCAUGGGUACCUGUUAGCCAAUGCCUUUGUCAGUGUGUUGGAUGUUACUCCUCGGAUCCUAGCCCCUCGCAACCAGCUGAUCAAAGUGAUUCUCAACAACCGUACUCUCCUUAACUGUCCAUUCUUCGGGUCUCCAAUUCCUACAUUACGAUGGUUUAAGAAUGGCCAGGGAAGUACAUUGCAUGGUGGCAACUAUAAAGCACAUGAGAAUGGGACUUUGGAAAUUAUCAGGGCUCGAAAGGAAGACCAAGGAACUUACACUUGUGUGGCCACCAAUCUUCUGGGCAAAGCGCAGAACCAGGUUCGCUUGGAAAUAAAAGAUCCAACUAGGAUAGUAGAUGGGCCGAAAGAUGCUGUACCAAAGAAAGGUUCCACAGUUCAAUUAGUGUGUCGGAUACGGCAUGAUCCCACUCUAAGACUUACAGUCUCCUGGCUCAAGGACGAUGUUCCUCUGUACUUAGGAAGCAGGAUAAAGAAAGAAGAAGAUGGCCUGACAAUAUAUGGAGUGUCAGAAAAAGAUCAAGGAUACUACACCUGUGUUGCCAGCACAGAGCUUGAUAAAGAUACUGCCAGAGCCCAUCUCACUAUUCUAGAUCCUUUCCUUAACCGUAUGACCCUACCCAAAGCACGUCCUGAACGUCCCCGUGACCUUGAACUAACAGACCUUGCUGAAAGAAGUGUGCGGUUAACGUGGAUUCCUGGUGAUGACAACAACAGCCCAAUCACAGAUUACAUUGUGGAAUUCGAGGAAGAUAGAUAUGAACCUGGAACUUGGCACAAUCAUUCCCGUUACCCUGGAAGUGUGAACUCUGCUGUCUUGCGACUUGCGCCUUACGUAAAUUACCAGUUCAGAGUAAUAGCCGUGAAUGAAGUAGGAAGCAGUUAUCCCAGUCUGCCCUCUGAACGAUACCAUACAAAUGGGGCACGUCCAGAGGUUAACCCAACUGGAGUUAAAGGGACAGGAACAGCAAAAAAUAACAUGGUUAUAUCAUGGACGCCAUUAAACGCAACCCAAGUUUAUGGCCCCAACCUCAGAUACAUUGUGAAAUGGAGGAGAAGGGACACACGGGAGAACUGGAGCAACAGAACAGUGAAGGGAGAUGUCAGCCAGUACACCGUCACACAGACACCCAUCUAUACUCCCUAUGAGAUCAGAGUGCAAGCUAUCAAUGACUACGGGAUGGCUUCAGAGCCUGACACCAUCAUUGGAUAUUCAGGGGAAGACUAUCCUAAGGCUGCUCCCACUGAUCUUAGACUCAAAGUUGUAAACAGCACAGCAGUCAGCCUGCAGUGGAGUAGAGUGUAUCCGGAAACCAUCCAGGGACAGCUUAAGGAAUACAGAGCUUAUUACUGGAGAGAAAGUAGUUUGCUGAAGAAUCUAUGGGUCUCUAAGAAAAAACAGUCUAUGGGUUUUAUUGGAGACCGGACUCGGGGCAUAGUGUCCCGGCUGUUUCCUUAUAGCAACUACAAGCUGGAGAUGGUUGUAGUCAACGGGAGAGGUGAUGGGCCUCGAAGUGAAACUUUGGAGUUCACAACACCUGAAGGAGUACCCAGUAUUCCAAGGUAUUUCAGAAUUCGCCAGCCAAACCUGGAAACAAUAACUUUGGAGUGGGAGCACCCUGAACAUCCCAAUGGCAUUCUUAUUGGAUACACCCUUAGAUACCAAGCCUUUAACGGAUCCAAAAGUGGCAGAACAUUGGUAGAGAACUUCUCUCCUAAUCAGACAAGGUUUUUACUCCAGAGGACAGACCCCAUAUCCCGCUACAGAUUCAACCUGCGUGGCAGGACACAGAUUGGGGAAGGUGAGCCAGCCACAGGGGAAUCACCACUUCCACUGAAUGAAGUUCUUCCAACCUCAGUUGUAAUCUCUCCAACAACCAUCGACCAAACUACAGUUGUUACAACUGUAGCCACUACCACUACAGAAGCUACCACAACAACCACCACCACUGAAGCAACCACCACCACUGAAGCUCCCACUACUACUGAAGUUGCAACCACUACAGAAGCAACAACCAUCACAGAAGCUACAACUACAGAAGCUGCAACCAUCACCACAGUGGUUGCUAGCACAAUAGCUGGUGUUGGAAAGCAUGACAUCUGGGACGUAAAAGCUUCACCUAACAGUAACUGGGCAAACAUCACCUGGAAACACACGUUUGAUCCUGAUACUGAGUUUGUGGUUGAGUAUAUCAACAGUAAGCAUUGGGAGCACAUGAAUGCUGCGGGGUCCUUAAUGCCACCAGAGAUCCUGUCAUCUCUCAGAGGUAACAAAACAGUGAAAUCUUACCCUGCUAAAACCUAUGUGGAGCUGGUUGACCUGACUCCUGGGGAGAAGUACAUGGUGCGGGUUUUUCUCAAAGGGAACGAUACAAUCAGCUCGAAUGUAACCUUUGAGACAAGUGCAGCAUAUACUAAGCCCCCAAGGGACAUUGCAACUCAGGGCUGGUUUAUUGGAUUGAUGUGCGCCAUCGCUCUCCUAGUGCUGAUUUUGCUGAUAGUUUGCUUCAUUAAGAGAAGCAGAGGAGGGAAAUAUCCAGUGAGAGAAAAUAAAGAUGUGCCCCUGGACCCUGAUGACCAGAAGGUAGAUAAUGGGUCAUUUGAUUACAGGUCUCUUGAAAGUGAUGAAGACAACAAGCCACUGCAGGGAAGUCAGACCUCAUUAGAUGGCACAAUAAAACAACAAGAAAGUGAUGACAGCUUGGUGGACUAUGGAGAAGGAGGUGAAGGGCAAUUCAAUGAGGAUGGCUCCUUUAUUGGCCAGUACACAGUCAAGAAGGACAAAGAGGAGACAGAAGGCAAUGAGAGCUCAGAAGCCACAUCACCAGUUAAUGCUAUCUACUCCCUGGCAUAACACAACACACUGAAACAACAGCAGCAACAACAACAAUAAGAAACCUAGUCUAUGUGGGUCAGCAAAGUCACCAUCAAGAAGAGAAAGAAAACCAGAGUAAGACAACAAAGACCAUCACAAACCCAAACAGGUGGUCACCAGUGCCAUCAUCUCUUUAACAAGCAAAGCAAAUGACAGAUGAACAGGCUGCUGAAGUGAUUGUGCUGCCGCUGAUAUCUGAGCUAAUCCACAAGAGACAUGUAGAGGAGCAGGAUGCACAGAUUCUACGCCCCAGGCUUCAGAACUUGGACUGAAAUAAACACCCCCUCUAUACCUCCUCCCAUGUCUAAUUUGUGAGAUAAUGCAACUCCUUUCAUUAAUAAUGUACACCGCUGGAUUUUUUGGUUAUUUUUUAAGGACUGAAAGCUGUCCUCAGAAAAAAAAAAGCCUAAACGUGGGGAAAAAUCAGGAGUGAGGGGGUAUGUGUGCAGACACAAGCAUAAUGAAACCUCCCACGCUAAAAGCAGCAUGAAACUACAUUGCGGAAUCAGCAACUGGUACAAAUGGCAAGCUGUUUUAUAAACAGGAACCUUUCUCAUCAUUUGUUCUUGUAGUUUUCACUAAACAGGGUGUGUGAUGCUCCUUCCUACAAGAUGAUAUGGUACUGUAUUAGGCUUCAGUACAGAAGCCAUACACCAGGCAGAGGAGGGUGGGCUAUUGAUGGGAAAUGUCUCAGAUUUCAGUUAGCGCUAUACUUCAUGUUAUUGGGCUUGCUGCAAGUGACAAUGUGAGGUUUCACUGUACCCAUGUUUAUUUAUUGUCUUUCUGCAAAGAAAGAGUUUAAUGCAAACAGUUGCAUUUUUUAUGCCACUCCAGUCAAAAAGAACAACAACAACAAAUAGCUUCUUCUUUUUUCCCCCUUUCUGGAGAAUUGUGGAGGGAUUCUUCACUAUUGCUAAAGGCAGCCUUUCCUCCCAAUGUACAACAUGGCAUUAACUACCAUCCCAUAAGAGAAAAGGGAGGAAGGCUAACUAGAGAAGAGCAUCCAGUCUAUAUUUUCCUAUUGCUAACUGAAAUGGGAUGGUGAACCUGCCAGUCACAUCUGUGAAAAAUUCAAGGAUUACCUAUCCCUGUUUGUUUGAUGCAAAAGUACAAAUGCACUCAGAAUCAGCCCAAACUGAUUCAACUUUUCAUUGUUCUGAUCAAUUGCAUAUCAGUCAGGGUUCCAUUUUAUCUGGUUUUCAAGAUAAAAAUCACUUUCCAGCACAUGCAAGGGCCUCUUAUCACCCAUUCCCCUUUAGUCAAUUAAAGGAGGCCUUUUCCAGUAUUAAAUAAGCAGCAGCAUGAAGCUCACACUAUCUUGUUAGUUACACAUCAGUGGCACUCAAAUCAAGCUAACUCGCUAACACGCAGUUACCCUUUUUUCCUCAGAUACAGAUUCUGUUGUGACACUGUUCUUCCAUAUAUGCCUUAAAUAGCUUCAUGCAUUCCCUGAAGCUUAAUAAACUAUGAAUAUUUACCCAUA
This is a messenger RNA of Sceloporus undulatus (fence lizard), 6184 nucleotides long. It is a transcript of the gene NFASC, whose product is annotated as neurofascin. Gene Ontology annotation, molecular function: cell-cell adhesion mediator activity. The record is from RefSeq and is a predicted model, not a curated record. Bases 535 to 4680 code for a protein of 1381 amino acids. NCBI's taxonomy places the organism in Eukaryota, Metazoa, Chordata, Lepidosauria, Squamata, Phrynosomatidae. The transcript is spliced from 34 exons. Gene Ontology annotation, biological process: brain development; cell-cell adhesion.